AUGGGGGGUACCGGUCCCCCACAGGGUCAAACUGAGCAGUGUGAGCGACCACUAAGCCCGGCGUUCUUGGCUGAGGGCCUUCUGCUGCUACUUUCCGACUCUCCAGAUCCCAACGAACCCCUGCCCUUGAGUCCGCCAAAGCCUCUAGCGCAACGACCACCCCCGCGAGCCGUUGAAAAACAGCAGCGCUCAAGGGCGCCAACUGUCGUCGCCACCCCAGAAGAAGGAUCUGUGAGCGAUGCAUUCGCGCCCGGAGAUCUGAAGAAACUACCGACAGAGAGACCCAAGCGCACCCAGCCUGAGCCCGAGGAGACGCCGCCGACACCACCACCCGCCGUCGAGAGCACACCAAAAAAAGCCCCAAGGGAUGUUUCCAUAAAGUCCACCCUGCUAGCCGACAACUCGAACGAAUUUGAGCCGACAGAGAUGGUCCUAUUAAGAGACUUGCCUUAUACACUCCAAGGGCUGUCCAAACUUUGUCAAGUCUCAAGCAAAGGGUCUGACUUGGGCAGAGCUUACGAGCUGCCAUUAACAAUGAGCUCCGGAACGUACCUAACCCUUGUUGCGACCCUCGAAGCGCAAAUACGAAGAGCACUCUCGGUCAUCGAUGAGUCUGCCCCCCGCGGUGGUAUUGGCAAGGUCGGCGUGACCCUAAAACGCUGUGUCGUGUGGACUCGCGAGGCGACCAUGGGCUUGCGAUUGAUGUCGCUGAUCGCGGAAGAAAGCAAGACCAAGCACGGCGGGCAGAUCAUCAGCAUGAUACACGGGUUCUCUACCUCUCACGGCGAUCCCGUAGUGGCAGCAUUUGCAGAGCGCCUUCUGGCAGACGUAACACGGCCAUUCUACGACAUCCUCCGACGUUGGGUUUACGACGGAGAGCUAUCAGACCCGCACCUAGAGUUCUUUGUGAGGGAGCAGAGCCCCAACGACGAAGACCACAUGGAGUCCAAGGCUAAGGGCCAUGCCAGUGUCUGGAACUCAAAGUACGAAGUAGUGGAUCGCAUGGUCCCCAGCAUCACCACAGCCGACUUCGCCCAGAAGGUCUUUCUAAUCGGAAAGUCGCUCAACUUCAUCCGACACAGCUGCGGUGAUAGUCAAUGGGUCGAUGCUUAUAGCAAGACGUCUUCCAAGCCGUUGAGCUACGGCGACACUGCGACACUCGAAACCUGGAUUGAUGAAGCAUACAAGACAACCAUGCGGCGGGCGACUUUAUUGCCCUCCUCAUGGAAUGAUCGUCCACGCCCCUCGAUCGGCCUUGCUCGUCAUAAUGUCACCGCCAAUCGCUUCCAGUUGCCGGCGGAACACGCGUUCGGCGACUCCAACGCCCAGUACGACAGCGAGGAAGUCCUCAGGCGGCUCGAUGCCCGCAUGCUCCAGCUCAGCCACGGCGACAUCGGCUGGGACUGCUUCACGCUCGAGUACAAGAUCGACGCCCCCGUAGACGUGGUUGUGACCGAAUGGGGUAACCGCCAAUACCUCAAGGUGUUCAACUUCCUCUGGCGCAUCAAGCGCGUCGAGUUCGCCCUGUCGUCGACUUGGCGCAAGUGCAUGACCGGUUCUCGCGGUGUUCUCCAGACCUCAGACGAAGAGGUCCUCCUGACCUGGAAGAGCACCCGCGGCGUGCUCGCCGAGAUGGUGCACUUCGUCGGCCAGCUGCAAUACUACAUCCUUUUCGAGGUGAUUGAAUCCAGCUGGACCGAGCUGCAAACCAACAUCCGCAAGGAAGACUGCACGCUCGACGACCUCAUCACCGCACACACAAAAUACCUGACCUCCAUCACCCACAAGGGCCUCCUCGGCGCCCGCCGCAGGCAAUACCACGACUCCCUCAAAGAAGCCGCCGCCCAACAGGACCCCAACUCCACCACCGCGAGCGCCGCCGCCUCCGAAGACCGCAACUCCUACAUGAUACAACUAAGCGAGCUCCUACGCACCAUGCUCGCGUACCGCGACUGCGUCGACGGGCUGUACAGCUGGUCCCUCUCGGACUUUACCCGCCGGCAGGAAGCCGACGCCGCCAGCAUGCUGCACAUGCGACCCAACAAGAAACCCAAGCUGUCCGGCCCCGGCACGGACCUCCCCCGUGACGAUCCCUUCAUCACCGGCGACGAAGACGACUCAACCGCCGGCGGCAUCGGGGCCGGCGGUGACAGCCUCCGGUCGGAGCUGCCCGCGCUGCAGGACCGUCUGCGCCAGCUCGGCGCCAGCUUCAAGGCCCGCUUGCAGAUCCUGCUUGGCGACUUGGCCUAUCAGCCGGAUGUGGAUAUGCGCUUCUUGGGUGUGUCGAUGAAUUUCAAUGAUGUGUAUCAGCCGGUGAAGCGGAAGAGGGCGGGGCCGGGGAGUGCGGGUGGAGGUGCCGCUGCUGCUCAGGGACAGACACAGGCGUCGGGGCAGGUUGCGGGGGGUGCGAAUAUCUCGAGGGUGUAG
Molecule: messenger RNA, 2427 nt
Organism: Chaetomium globosum CBS 148.51
Lineage: Eukaryota; Fungi; Ascomycota; Sordariomycetes; Sordariales; Chaetomiaceae
Exons: 6
Coding region: 1-2427 (808 amino acids)
Biological process (GO): spindle assembly; microtubule nucleation; mitotic cell cycle
Cellular component (GO): centrosome; spindle pole; mitotic spindle pole body
Molecular function (GO): microtubule minus-end binding; gamma-tubulin binding
Source: RefSeq, a predicted model, not a curated record